GUAUUGACCAUUUUCACUGUCGUCUUAUAAGUAGAAAGUGCAAUUUGUGCGUGCAUUUGUAGGACUUGACUUGUACGGAUUUCGGGUGAAUUGUGAGGUUAUGACUAUGCAGGUUGAUGAGGUUUUGAGUGAGGAAACAAACUCCUUAAAAGAUCAACGUCAGGACGUAAUCAAAUCAACCGUGGGAGAUUUCGGAAGAUGGCAAUUGAAAAUUUCAGUUCUGAUGGCAUUGGUAAAGUUCCCUAUAGCGUGGUUUCAGAUGAGCAUCGUGUUUUUGGCACCACCGAUCACUUUUUGGUGUAAAAAGUCGACGAAUUGGUCGGACGACAGUCAACUUGGCUCUUGCCUCGUAAAUAAUUCAAAAUGUGACCAAUUUACUUAUGACAACUCCUCCAUGUUCACCACGACGAUCAUUACUGAAUGGGACUUGGUGUGUGAUAAGGAGAAACUGGUUGAUGUCUCACAAGUUUCGUUGAUGUUUGGUGUUCUUCUGGGCAACAUAAUAUUUGGGAUAUUGGCUGACAAAAAAGGGAGAAAAACCAUUCUGAUCCUAUGCCUCCUUAUGCAGUCAAUGUUUGGCGUUUUGGCAGCUUUUAGUCCGUUUUUUUGGCUGUUUUGCGCUUUAAGGUUCAUGCUUGCUUUGGCCAACGGAGGUACCAUGGUGACCUCAUUUGUUAUUUGUAUGGAAGUUGUUGGUGGUAAAUGGAGAACGAUCGUGCCCAUUUUGUAUCAAAUUCCAUUUGGGUUUGGAUACUCAUUGCUAUCUUUUUUUGCUUAUUUUAUACGUGAGUGGAGGUGCUUACACUUGACUUUAAGUGUGCUGUCUAUGACUUAUUUAGCUCUUUAUUGGUUCAUUCCAGAGUCCCCACGUUGGCUCCUGGCUGUGGGGAAGCACCAGGAAGCUCUAAUAAUCCUAGAAAAUGCCACCAGAGACACCAAAACUGAAUGCGAUAUUAACUUAAUCAUGACCAAUUUAUCAAACACUGCAUCCACAAGUAGUGGGAAGAGGAGUCUGAAAAUGUUGUUUUCACGUGAGGAGUUGAGGAGCCGAAGUCUCUUAUUAUCUGCCACCUGGUUCAUUGCUGGAGUCACUUUUUACGCGUUUAUCCAGCACGUCGGCCAUAUUGGUCAUAAUUUGUUCCUUACGGUAGCAGUUGGAGGAUUCGUUUCUUUACCAGGAACCCUCCUGUGCGUCCUAAUAAUAAACAAAUUCAGCAGAAGACAAACCAUUUGCUCUUCCUGCUUAGUGACAGCAUUAUCCUCCCUACUGAUUCUGGGCUUCCCGAAGGGGGAAUACCACCUGGAUUGGCCCAGAUUGCUGCUCUCCGGAGCAGGAAUCAUUGGACUUUCAAUUUCCAUACCUGCCAUGUAUCUCUUCACCGGUGAGUUGUACCCCACGAUAUUCCGGAACUCCGGGGUGGGAUUGGCGAUGAUGUUCAGUAGAUUGGGUUCUAUGGUGGCGCCCCUGUUGAUCUCUUUGCAAACCGCUUACGAGAUCCUGCCCUUGACGGUUAUUGGAGUUUUGGCGUUUCUUCAGGCCGUUUUGGUGCUGGUUUUACCAGAAAUGCAUGGGACAGAGGACUUUUGAGGAUCGAACUCAUUUGAUAUUUUUAUUGUAUUUUUCUAAUAUAUUAUUUGAAUUAAAACACUGAAUGAGUAGUA
This is a messenger RNA of Anthonomus grandis grandis, 1662 nucleotides long. Its product is annotated as organic cation transporter-like protein. The record is from RefSeq and is a predicted model, not a curated record. Bases 101 to 1588 code for a protein of 495 amino acids. Gene Ontology annotation, molecular function: transmembrane transporter activity. NCBI's taxonomy places the organism in Eukaryota, Metazoa, Arthropoda, Insecta, Coleoptera, Curculionidae. Gene Ontology annotation, biological process: transmembrane transport. The transcript has 8 exons.